AAUGGCUUAUGGAGAAUUAGCUCCCAAAUCCACCUUAUGUGCUAGACUUACACCACAACAAAAAAAAAUAGUGAAGAGGUGUCUCGUAUUCUUCAGUAUCUCUAUCAUCAUCGCUGGUACCAUCGUUUUUGCCUGCUUUUAUAUAAGACGCAUGCGUGAAGAACAGCACUUCAUAGAAAACUAUGCCCCGGAUAUUAUAAUACCAUCUAUGGAUUUCACGGUCCUUAAUCUAACGGAGACUAGUCUUAGUGUUAAAUGGGAUUUAGUCAUCAGGAUCCCUCCAGACCUUCCUGGUUACUAUACGUGUCUCAAAGGAUCUUUUCAGACUUUCAUACUUUACCAAGGUGUUACCAUUGCUAAUUCAUCAUUGAGUUACAAUCUGAUACCAAAUUGGCCUCAGCUGCUUAAUACGUCAUCGAUUGCUUCCGAAGGUGAUAUGGACAGUGUGGUUGUGAAAGGUAUUAUGGAGGAUAUUAAGGAAACAAGAGACAUGCGGUUUGGAACACGAUUACUUCUUCCGGAUUGCAGAUCUGGAAGGACGAUGAACUAUACGUGUGAUGAAACCGCGUUGCGGUUCGAGUCUGGCUCUCAGAAAAAAGCAGCUACGUUUGAAAACAACUCUCCUAUAUGCCAUUAUAAUCACCCUUAAGUACUUUGUCAUCAAAUAUUGCUUUUUCUUUUUUUUGGUCUUGUUUGCAAACGUUGGACACAAGUCGAACCUUCUUCUUUUGCA
Camelina sativa (false flax) is the source of this 733-nucleotide messenger RNA. RefSeq lists its product as uncharacterized. NCBI's taxonomy places the organism in Eukaryota, Viridiplantae, Streptophyta, Magnoliopsida, Brassicales, Brassicaceae. The record is from RefSeq and is a predicted model, not a curated record.